Messenger RNA from Cyphellophora europaea CBS 101466, 1650 nucleotides. RefSeq lists its product as uncharacterized. Gene Ontology annotation, molecular function: ubiquitin protein ligase binding; protein-macromolecule adaptor activity. Gene Ontology annotation, cellular component: plasma membrane; cytosol; cytoplasm. The record is from RefSeq and is a predicted model, not a curated record. The transcript has 4 exons. Gene Ontology annotation, biological process: ubiquitin-dependent endocytosis. The coding region runs from base 1 to 1650 and encodes 549 amino acids. Lineage: Eukaryota; Fungi; Ascomycota; Eurotiomycetes; Chaetothyriales; Cyphellophoraceae.
AUGUCGGUUCGCAUCCAAUUCGACCAGCCCGACAACUACUGUUAUACGAACCUCGACUAUGUGAGCGGUCGUGUCACCCUCGUCCUUCCCACUGAUGCCACCAUCGCCGCCGUAAACGUCAAGCUUGAAGCCGAGAGUCGCACGCGCCUUUCUGGCCCGAAAUAUCCUCAUCACGAGAGGUCAGACAAGAAACGCACAGAGCUAGAGGUCCAUAAACUGCUCUACAAAGUCUUGACGGUUUUCCCUGCCCCGGAACUACAGGGCACCGGCACUGCUCAGUACACCCUCCUUGCUGGACAAUAUGUCUAUCCGUUCCGCUUCAAGUUCCCGUUCAACAAUGAUUGCACAGUCAACACGAGCAUGCUGAAGGAUCUCAAAGUUGGACAAUUAAACGUGCAAUUCGCCCCAGAUCAGAACCAGCAUGUCAAGAAAACGCUGCCACCCUCGCUGAGUGGCUUCCCUGGUGAAGCCGACAUCAAGUACUACGUCAAAGCUACGGUGGUGCGACCCAAGUUCUACCAAGAAAAUCUGAGAUCUCAAGUGAACCUCAAGUUUCUGCCUAUAGAAGCACCGCGCCCGCCCGAUCGGCAAGAGGAGACAUUUGCUAGACGUAAGCAACAAUUCCAGAGCUCCCCAACAACACCGACUCGAAAAGGCAGUCUGUUCAAAAAGUCUUCGGCUUCCGAGACAGUCAACUCAGAACCGCCAACCUUUCAGGUGGACGCACGACUACCGAACCCGGCAAUAUUGACUUGCAACGAGCCGAUACCACUUCGGGUGUUGGUCCAAAAGUUGGGCAACACCGACGCCGACGUCUACUUGAGCAUGUUCCAGAUCGAAUUGAUCGGCUAUACUCAUGUCCGAGCGCACGACCUCAACCGCACAGAGAGCGGAAGCUGGGUCAUGAAGUCGCUUGCCAACAUGAACAUGCCACUCAAUGUCCCGCAGCGGAAAUCGCAAAGUGAAUUCAAGGUGCCGUCAAAUCUCUGGGACAAUGUGCCAAUACCAAAUACUGUGGCACCUUCAUUCGAGACCUGCAACAUCACACGAUCGUACGAACUCGAGAUACGAGUUGGGCUUUCGCAUGCAGUGGGAGGUAGCGCACGGCCGGAACUGAUUGUGCUGCCGCUUCGGAUCCCUGUCGAAGUAUGGUCUGGGAUUCCUCCGCCUCCCGAGCUCCUGCGGGCGAUGCAGGAACGGGCGGGCGGCGAUGAGAAGCAGUCAACCUCUGUCUCUGGUCCGCACAAACAUUCAAGUGCUGCGUCAGACUUCCCAGCUUCGCCGAUGCAUGAGCGGCCCCCCGGUCCGGCGCCGGUUGGGACGAGUCAACCAGCAAAUGCAGCAGAUCUCCCCGAUGAUGCGCCUCCGAGUUACGAGGACGCGAUGGCUGCAGACUUCACUCCAGUCGAUGGACCCCGGCGCAAUUAUAGUGUUCCGGAUGGCGAGGAGGCAGCGCCUGCAUUCAACAGCGACGCGAAAGGUGGUGGUUUAGGUCGACGGGUCAGUGAGCGGCUUUUCUCGCAAAAUGCGCCGUCUUUUCCCCACAGAACGCCAACAUCACAGUCAAGUACAAUCCAGGAGGAACAACGAUAUACCGAAGACAACCCACCGCCCUUGCCUACCAGGACGUCGACGACGGAGAAGAACUGA